AAGACCAAUCAAUCAACGGGUACCUUCGCUAGCUAGGUUGUGUGUACAGUGUGGUGUUGCUGAGGCAAGGGAAAAAACGCAGCGGUCACCGGUGACUGGAUCUUGUGGCGUGAGCACUAAUGCUGUCUAGCAAACACGGCGAAUCCCAGUCGCCGGUGUAAAACGCGGUGUGUAAAAUACAUCUUGCAGCCCUCGACCCAUAUUAUAAAAAUAGAUAGGUCGAUAGCGGGAGAAGCGAAACGCAAGGAUGUUGCAAGUGCUGGCUUGCGGCGUCGUAGUUUUUCCCGGACUCUUCUUCGUCUUUCGGAGGGUACUCCCGUCCAUUUUCAAACAGUGGACCGAUGCAGACGUUGUACUGGUCAGCGAGAGGCUCGUGUCCUCCAUCCACGCCAUUAUGGCCACCACGGCGGGAGUCAUCGUCGUGUUGGCGUGCAGAGGUAACAUCAUGACUGACAGGUACUGGCUGGCCACCUACUUUGUCAUCUGGUACGGCGUGCCCUACAUGACGUACGAUAUCUACGCCAUGUACCUCAGCCACUACUACCGCUUCCGGGUCAAGGGUCACGAGGAGUAUACGGAGCACUCGUUGACCACGGUCAACUCGUUUGUCCGCCGUGAGUUCCUGCUGGUGCUCCACCACAUCGCGCUGCUCACCAUCCUGCUGCCCGUCACCCUGUUCUUCAGGAUGGACCAGGGCGAUUACUUCAUCGGCUGCCUGUUCCUCACAGAGCUCAGCACGCCCUUCGUCUCCUUAGGGAAGAUCCUCAUCCAGCUGGGUCUGCAGGACUGCUGGAUCCAUAAGGCCAAUGGGGGCAUGGUGUUGCUCAGCUUCUUCUCGUGUCGAAUCGCCCUCUUUCCCUACAUGUACUGGGUCUACGGCCGUCACUACGGCAUCCCCAUCUACGGCGUGCCCUUCCACCUGACACUGUCGGUCAACCUGGGCAGCCUGUGUAUCCUGGCGCCGCAGGUCUACUGGUUCGUGCUGCUCUGCCGCAAGGGCUGGCGGCUCUACCAGCGCCAGUGUCACUCCACCGCUGCUGCCGGCAGCCAGGACUCCUCCCCCCUGCCCCCACCUAGCCCCCCCUCCCUCACGGACAACCAACCCAAGGGAAACCAUUAG
This is a messenger RNA of Salvelinus namaycush (lake trout), 1120 nucleotides long. RefSeq names its product ceramide synthase-like. The record is from RefSeq and is a predicted model, not a curated record. The transcript has 5 exons. Gene Ontology annotation, cellular component: endoplasmic reticulum; membrane. The coding region runs from base 248 to 1120 and encodes 290 amino acids. Gene Ontology annotation, biological process: lipid homeostasis. Lineage: Eukaryota; Metazoa; Chordata; Actinopteri; Salmoniformes; Salmonidae.